Molecule: messenger RNA, 5755 nt
Organism: Poeciliopsis prolifica (blackstripe livebearer)
Lineage: Eukaryota; Metazoa; Chordata; Actinopteri; Cyprinodontiformes; Poeciliidae
Gene: hoxd3a
Product: homeobox D3a
Exons: 6
Coding region: 3551-4792 (413 amino acids)
Biological process (GO): regulation of transcription by RNA polymerase II
Cellular component (GO): nucleus
Molecular function (GO): DNA-binding transcription factor activity, RNA polymerase II-specific; RNA polymerase II cis-regulatory region sequence-specific DNA binding
Source: RefSeq, a predicted model, not a curated record
UGUGGCAAAUAGAUACAAAAUUUCACAUAAUUUGUUUCAUUUUUUUCACCCACGAAAAACGCACAACUUAGGUACUUGAAGAAAAUGAUAUUUGCAUAAACACUCAUUGACCUUUCUUUGCAAAAAAAAAAAGCAACUUUCUUUUCGUAACUUGUUUGUUUUAACUUAUUUUGUAAAAAUGUUCGUAGCUCGUAUAUUAUUCUCAGACCUAAGACAUUCCUGCGCGUGAAGGAUUCCGAGUGCCCUUAUAAAUCUCUCCUGACACCUUUGUAAACAGUGUACAUUUUCAGAAAACUCUCACAUGAAAGAUCAUUUGUUCUUGCAUGGCACCAAAUCUGUAUUUCUUUCUGAGCAUAAUCCCAAAUCCUGAAUAUUUAGGAAUAUAUGUCUACGUUUUCCUUGAUAAUUCGUUAUUUAUUUGAUGGAAAAAAAAAACAUUUUCGCAUAGCACACACUUUCAUUAAAAACACUUUCGAUCAAAGUUUGUUAUUUUUUUAUAAAUAUACAUAUAAUAGGUUUGAUUCUUGUGCAGUUUUAGCAUGGCUUUCCACAAACUUUUAGAAUUUAGUUACAGAGAGGGAUUAAAAAAAAACAAAAAACAAACCAAACCGAUGGCGAAGAGGGACUUCUUUCAGGUUACAUUUCCAGGCAGAUAAUUCUUGUUUUAGACCGUCAUUGUCCUCGGACAACAAGAAGAAGAAAAAGAAAGGAAAAAAAAAGACCCAGAAGUUUUCCCAGUAUGAAGGUCUCUUUUCUGAAGUCUUCCUCAACAGAGAGCUGAAAAGGUAUUAGAACCGAAGAGCGACAAAAGCAGCAGAGGCAGGUUCAUCCAGGGGACACAUUUCAGCCGCAAGGACUGACCCCAGCACCCCGUGACCCGCCGGACAGGCAGCUUUUUCUCUCCCAGGCGCUAUUUUUGUUUGGAUGAGGGGGAAAUAAGCCAGUUGGACUGUUUAAAACAAAGCCAAACGGGAUUCACAGUAAAGGGCCAGUCAGUUCCACAGUCCUGCUCGUAUUUUAACAGUAUUUAUAUUACCACCCCUCCCUCACCCUGUCGAGAAGGCUCUGAUUUGUAUGUUGUCGUGUUGCAUUAAUCAAUAUGCAAUUUUUUCAUCAAUUUUUAUUUUUAUUUUUGUAAAUGCUUUUUACCUUGUACGGUGCUUUGAAAUGUGAGAAGUAUAUAAAAAUAAAGAUUUCUACUGAUUAUUCAUAUGAGUAUUUGGCAAAAAAAAAAAAAGGUUCUUUCUCCCGGAUGCUUGUUUGCUUCAAGCGGCAAAGACAAACAAAAGACAGACUUUGAGGAAACUACGCUUCCUUAAUCUAUGGGGUAUAUACGAUCUUUGUGACUGUUUAAAAAAAUCUGAGGCUGUGUGUGUGUGUGGGUGUGUGUGUGUGUGUGUGUGUGUGUGUGUGUGUGUGUGUGUGUGUUUUGCGUUUUCGCAAGUUUGAAGCAAAGCACGUGGAGCAUUUUAGAAAAAAACUCACAAAUGGAGCAAUUGCGCGCUGCGUGGGCUUAUAUGGCCUUCCCUGAGAAAUUAUGACUUUUACCAACAGAGAAUGUUUCACUUGCACGAUGGCGGAAAGCUCUGUCUUGACACAAAAGGGGGUUCACUCUUUUGUGUUUUUUGUUUUUAGGUGUGAUAUUUGUUUUUGCGAAUAAGCUCUUCGAGUGUUUCACGACACCAAGCGCAGGCGCGGGUUAAGAAAGGACAAACUGCAACAUACAUAAGGACUUUUAUUUAACUUAGGUUAGACAAAGAGUAUAUAGAUUUGCAACGAAUAUUUUAAGGAAAGGGUCUGGGAAAGAUUGAGAAAGACCUAAAAAUAUUCAAGGAGAUCAUAUUAAACAUUUUCAGACUUUUAUUUGUAUAUUUUUAUAUCCCAGAUGGAAUUAAAAUGAAAAAAAAAAUCAAGAGAUGUGAACACUCAACAAUCCAAGACAGUGAUUAAACUACAUAAUAAUAUCUAGGUAAAGCCCCCAAUAACCACAACAAAUAUUCAGUAUGAUCAAGUGAAAAGCCCGGUUUGCUCUUAUGAACUGGAGCGCAUGCUGUGCGUAAAGAACUUCUUCGUUAGUUGUGCACAUUUAACGCUCUUGUUUCCGCAUUUAUUCCCAAAGUGAAACGUUACUUGAGACUUACAAUUAAAAUUAAUAAGAAUUUUCACUUUAUUCUCUCCAGUUAACUAAAACCCAGAUAAAAAAGCAAAAACAAACAAACAAAACAAACAAACAAAAACAACUCACACACAUAUCUCUCCAAUACAGCUGUGACUCUUUUUCUUUUCCACCAUUACCAUACAAAGACACAGAGCAGAAAUGCAUACUUUAUUUGAGCUGUGGCUUUAUUGGUGAUGACUCGCUGCAGCGGUGACCUCCGACCCCCCACACUACAGAAUCAGCUCUGAUCCAAACAAAGCGGCCAUGAACAGACAUGUGGAAAGACAAUCCGCAGCCACACACUUUUUCCCCAUCGCUCUGUAUCGUCUCGAUUGGGUCAUGCUCACAAACUAUAAUGUGCAAUGCAAACAUGUCAUAAGCAUGCAGAGGUAAAGGGAUGCAUGCAUCUCGGGGACUUAGCAUGCCUUAUUAGUCUAUUAGCAUAACUGUGAUGGGAGUGGGUUUCAAUUUAUGGAGGAAUCCCUCCAUACAAUCUGCAGCUGCUGGAAUCGCAACAAGAAUUGAAAAUAAAACGCCCCUCAGUUAUCAGGUCAGAGCAGCCUACUAUACUAUACAGCGUGCAGCCACACUGACCUACAUGUCUGAACAGCAAUAAAUGGGAGCCAAAGGCAGUGCCAUUUUCAAUGACACUGCACCCAGUGCACAGGAACAGCGCCGCUGCUCUCCAUCCGGCCAUAUUUGAUUUCCAGCUGUUGGUUUCGCAGAAGCUUCUUUGAGCCAGACAGGCAACCGACCAACCGACCAACCAACCAACCAACCAACCAACCAUCCUCCCCCCCUUAAGAUAUAUUAAAGUGCGCCGUCUGCAUUCAGAGAUAUAAUCCAGAGACUAUACCACUCCGCUUCUCUGUUCUCCAACCACGUGAUUGUCUAAAUAAUUAAUGCAGCACGUCCCCCUAGAAACACGGCGUCGUCAUUAAUCGCAAGGACUCUAUCAGAGUUGAAAACUGAAGAGAUCCCCCCUCCAAAGAAAAUAAUAUCCGAUACUCGGCGCGACUGUUAGCGGCGGCUCUGAACCGAUGGAUGCUCGGAGUGGCAUGAUUUGCUUUCGGUUCCUCAGAAGUGCUGGAAGUUUGGACAGCCUGACAGUUCUGCCUCCUUGUAAAUCACUCCCAGUAAUUCCUGAAAGGGUGCGAGCGAGCCUGUCUGGGGGGCCGGCCGAAAACUCGACGACAACCCGCCGCUAAACCAAGCAGCCAGCCUGCGGCUUUGAAAUCCUCCUCUGCUAAUCCAGUCGCGAUGGAGGCGGUGAUGAAUGUGUGAGCGACAUAAAAGAGAUCUGCGUAGAUUUCGCUCACAGACUGGAGCAACUGUGGGAAACACCAAUCACGUGAAUAAUCAACACCCAUUUUGUGGCUUUGAAUCCACAAAAUGCAGAAGGCAACCUACUAUGACAACUCUGGACUGUUUGGAGGCUACACCUACCCCAAACCAGACUCCUACAGCUAUGGUCCUGCUCACCAGUCCUAUCCUGCUCCUAACAUUGACACUGAUUACCAAGGCACUGUGUGUCCUAUUCAAACCUCUACGGUCAGGCCACCUCCAGCCCUUAAAGACAGUGACCUGAACGGGGACUGCAUGCGGCAAAGCAGCAGUCAGAGCAACAACAACAGCAGCAGCAGCAGCAGUGGCAGCAGCCAAGCGAACAGUAUUUCUGAGCAGCAGGUACCCCCACUGUCUGCUGCCUCCCCGAGCUCCAACAGCUCCACAUCCCAGAAGAAGAAGUCUCCAAACAACAGCGCGUCGGGCCCGGCCACCCCGGCCCUCACCAAGCAGAUCUUCCCCUGGAUGAAAGAGACCAGGCAGAACUCGAAGCAGAAGAGCAACACCAACUGCGCUGCUGCAGGUAGAGAUCCUGAUGGUGGGGAGGUGAGUGAUGAGAAAAGCCCGCCCGGACCGGCCUCCAAGCGGGUCAGAACUGCUUACACCAGCGCGCAGCUUGUGGAGCUGGAGAAGGAGUUUCACUUUAACCGAUACCUUUGUCGCCCACGGAGGGUGGAGAUGGCCAAUCUGUUGAACCUCACCGAGCGUCAGAUAAAGAUUUGGUUUCAGAACAGGAGGAUGAAAUAUAAAAAGGACCAGAAGUCAAAGGGGCUGGCGCACUCCCCCAUGGGACACUCCCCGGACAGAAGCCCGCCGCUGAGCGGGCCCAAUCACACCGGAUACGCGGGCCAGCUCCAAAACGUGAACAGCCUGAGCUACGACGCGCCCUCGCCGCCGCCCUUCGCCAAGCCCCAGCAGAACAUGUACGGCCUGGCCGCGUACACGGCGCCGCUGGGCGGCUGCAUCCCUCAGCAGAAGCGGUACCCGGGCUCCGAGUACGAACACCACAGCAUGCAGAGCAACGGAGGCUUCGCCAACGCCAAUUUGCAAGGCAGCCCCGUGUACGUGGGUGGGAACUUUGUUGAUUCCAUGCCAGCCUCGGGCCCCAUGUUCAACCUCGGCCAUCUCCCCCACCCAUCAUCCACCAGCGUGGACUACAGCUGUGCCGCUCAAAUCCCAGGAAACCACCACCACGGACCGUGUGACCCCCACCCCACGUACACAGACCUCACCUCUCACCAAGUUUCUCAGGGAAGGAUUCAGGAAGCGCCUAAGCUGACGCAUUUGUAAUAUUAUGACGUUUCUUGUGCGUGUGCGUGUGUAUGUGUGAGUGUGUGCGGGUGCGUGCCAAAUUACGUUGCGCUCUUUUUUAUUACCUCACUAGACUAUUAACUAUGCUCCGUGUGAGCCGUGUGUACUAUGACAGUAUUAUUGAUAUUAUUAUUAAUGCUAUUGUGUAAUUAUUUUCUAAAUGAUGCAGCUUUGUCCAUUUCUCUUAAAAUUUGGAGAAGCUCUAGCCUGAUUGUUAAUAGUUAUUUUGUUGUUUUCUUUCCCUUUCGGUUUAUUCUCAAGUGCAAUGCGCAAUGUUUGACUGAAUAUUUCAUGCCGUUACUUGAAGGUAAGUCUUGUAGAUCACAAAAAAGUAGAAGCUCAUCCUUAGAUGGAAAGAUUUUUAGGGGGAAAAAAAGAAAAAAAAAUGUCUGCUUGGAUCUCGUUUUUCCUCACCCUAUUUAUUUAUUGCGUCAUUAAUUUUUGCAUAAUCCCCGGCACUAUAGCAUACAGCCUAUUUAAUUAUUUAAUUGCUUUUGUAUUGCACAUUAUUUAUCGUUUAUUAUGCGAGUAUUUAUAAGUGUGGAUUUCCGUUGCCAGAUCGGACAGAGCGGUGCACUUGUUGGGCAAAACAGGGUUUGUGUAUUUUUUCAGAAAUGCUACCAAGUAUUGAUGGCGGAAGGAGCAUUUCUAAUUGUAUAAAUCUGAGACAAAUGGGGGCAUUUUACAGCGAGUGAACAUGUCCACGGCUAAUCUCGUGUCAAAACCUUAAGCGAAACGUAGACUAUCGAAAAAUCAAAUAUUACGCACACCAGCAUGUCAUUUUGUGUAGUCCUUUGCGUUUCGUUUUUUUGAUGUUAUGAUUCUUUGUCUUCCAUUGUUAUUCCAUUCAGUUGGACACCCAUAAAUUUAUGAAACCCCAAUGAUAUUGAAAUGUUAUAUUUUAUUGUGUUUAACAUUUUGUAAAUAAAGUGCUUAAACUUG